GUAAUAGUAGGACUGCGGCUCUGAAGAUCAUUUUGAUUGUGAAAUUCAGUUCUAAAUAAGAUAAGUUAAAAUGGCAGAAUAUGUCCAACAAAACAUUGAAGAUAUGCUCCCUGAGCUUGAGCAAUUAGAACGAGUUGGUUUAUUCACAAAAGAUGAAACUCGACAAAUAUUAAAGAAAAGACAAGGUUAUGAAUAUAGAUUAAGAAGACAAACAAAAUGUAAAGAAGAUUUUUUACAAUAUAUUCAGUAUGAGAUAAACUGUUUAUCUUUAUUACACAAGAGAAGAGAAAAAACUGGAUAUUCAUUCAAACAGUUGAACAUAGAAAAUGUUAUUAAAGAUAGAAUUCAUAAAUUAUUUAGAAUGGUUACUUACAGAUUUCAGGAUGAUAUUAAACUAUGGUUAUCACAUAUUGCUUUCUGUGAGUCUAAGGAAGAUUCUGUGCGAGUUGGUAAAAUAUUCACAAGAAUGUUACAAGUUCACAAUAAAAAACCAGAAAUAUGGAUUCUUGCUGCUAAAUGGGAGUUUGAACAUAAAAAUGCUGAAAACUCUAGAUCGACUUUUCAGAGAGGUCUGAGGUUCAAUCCUGAUUCUAAACAACUGUUUUUAGAGUAUUACAGAAUGGAAUUGCUGUAUACAGAUAAAAUACUAAAAAGGAAGAAAAUUUUAGGACUAGAUGAUCCAGAGGUAUUGGGAACACAGAAAGAUGCUAUAUUAUCUGGUAAAGUAGCUAUGGUUGUUUAUAAACAGGCUAAAGAAUCAUUCCCUGAUGAUGUAGACAUGAUUUUAAAGUUUAUUGAUAUUUCCCGACUUUUUGAUUUUACACAACAACAGCUUCAACAAAUGUAUACAGAUUUAAAGACAGAUUAUGGUGAUAGCACAUUAACCUGGGAUGCACUAGCUAAACAAUGUAUGCUGGAUGAAUCAGGAAAACAUCCCGAUCAGACUAAAGAAUUAAAAAUGCACGAAGUUUACGAGCAGGCUUUAACAAAGAUGAACACAAUUUUGAGUUAUUGUUUUGUACUGAUAGUUGGACAUCUUAAUGUAGCAUAA
Lottia gigantea (owl limpet) is the source of this 1051-nucleotide messenger RNA. RefSeq lists its product as hypothetical. The coding region runs from base 71 to 1051 and encodes 326 amino acids. Gene Ontology annotation, molecular function: protein binding; snoRNA binding. Gene Ontology annotation, cellular component: small-subunit processome; Pwp2p-containing subcomplex of 90S preribosome. The transcript is spliced from 15 exons. Lineage: Eukaryota; Metazoa; Mollusca; Gastropoda; Lottiidae. Gene Ontology annotation, biological process: maturation of SSU-rRNA from tricistronic rRNA transcript (SSU-rRNA, 5.8S rRNA, LSU-rRNA). The record is from RefSeq and is a predicted model, not a curated record.